Messenger RNA from Anolis sagrei ordinatus, 601 nucleotides. NCBI's taxonomy places the organism in Eukaryota, Metazoa, Chordata, Lepidosauria, Squamata, Anolidae. The record is from RefSeq and is a predicted model, not a curated record.
UCGGGAGGAGAUGGCUCGGGAGGUCCCGCUGAUGCUGCUCCUGCUGGGCUCCCUGCGGGCCGGCGCCCUCCCCUGCCCGGAAGGCUCCUACCGUGACCCCCUCGAGGGCUGCCUCCCCUGCGACGUCUGUGACCAAGGGCGUUCCUACCUGCGUCCCUGUGGCCCCGAGGCCAACGCGGUCUGCAGAUGCCCCCCGGGAAGAGAGUGUGGGGGCAACACCUGCGUCCGGUGCGACUGUCCAAACGGUCAGCAGCCCACCAAGAAAGGCGGCUGCCAACGCUGCCCCGAAGGGGAGUUCAGCAACGGGACCUCAGGACCCUGCCGCCCCUGGAGCCGGUGCCCCCCCGGCCUGCGGAUCCAGACGCCCGGGACCGAGGAGAGCGACGUGGUUUGCCAGCCGGAGCUGGGGGCCCCCGCCGAGCCUGACCCAAGGAGCCCCACCAGACCCUCCCUGCUGGCGCUGGCCGUGGCCUGUCCUGCCGCCGCCCUGCUGACCUGCCUCCUGCUGGCGCUGCUGCUCUUCCGCCGGCUCCGGGUUCAAGGGAAGGCCCGGCAAGGUUGUCUAGCCUCUGACUUCCAGUUGCCCCUCCCUUACGGGUAG